AUGGUUUCGUCAAGGCCUGCCGCCAGGCUGCUGGCCUACAGAGCGCCGUUUCCGCUGGGCCCUUCUUACGCUCUCACCAGCCCGUCAGCGGUCCUGCGCGCCGCACCAACGUCGGCCCUCGCCUUCUCGACAUCCGCAUUGAGAGCUGCCACACCCGCCGGGCCCCCGCCAGCGGGCUUCCGUCUUCCUCCUCCAAAGCGAUGGGACCAGCAGGACGAGACCUCGCUGGAUAGAGCUACCAAGUACUUUUUGAUGGCGGAGCUUUUCCGGGGGAUGUACGUCGUGCUGGAGCAGUUCUUCAGACCUCCAUACACAAUCUACUAUCCCUUCGAGAAAGGUCCCAUCUCCCCCCGCUUCCGUGGCGAGCACGCUCUCCGUCGAUAUCCCUCCGGAGAAGAACGAUGCAUCGCCUGUAAACUCUGCGAAGCCAUCUGUCCCGCCCAGGCCAUCACAAUCGAAGCUGAAGAACGUGUGGAUGGAAGUCGACGAACGACCAGAUACGAUAUUGACAUGACCAAGUGUAUCUACUGUGGGUUCUGCCAGGAGAGUUGUCCUGUAGAUGCGAUUGUUGAAUCGCCGAACGCCGAAUAUGCCACUGAAACCAGAGAAGAGCUAUUGUACAACAAGGAGAAACUAUUGGCGAACGGUGAUAAGUGGGAGCCGGAACUCGCGGCCGCUGCCAGAGCAGAUGCUCCAUAUAGAUAA
Molecule: messenger RNA, 705 nt
Organism: Arthroderma uncinatum
Lineage: Eukaryota; Fungi; Ascomycota; Eurotiomycetes; Onygenales; Arthrodermataceae
Product: NADH-ubiquinone oxidoreductase 23 kDa subunit
Exons: 3
Coding region: 1-705 (234 amino acids)
Biological process (GO): mitochondrial respiratory chain complex I assembly; mitochondrial electron transport, NADH to ubiquinone
Cellular component (GO): membrane
Molecular function (GO): NADH dehydrogenase activity; 4 iron, 4 sulfur cluster binding
Source: RefSeq, a predicted model, not a curated record